Ceratina calcarata is the source of this 614-nucleotide messenger RNA. RefSeq names its product cuticle protein 18.7. The record is from RefSeq and is a predicted model, not a curated record. Lineage: Eukaryota; Metazoa; Arthropoda; Insecta; Hymenoptera; Apidae. The transcript has 2 exons. The annotation marks the transcript as partial.
UCACAGAUUCUAGCGUCGAUUUUCGCCCUGGCCAGGGCAGACCAAGGGUACUUGCGACCAGUUCUACCCUACAACUACCUCGGCGUGCCUUUGUCUUAUGACGGACGGGUCCUGGACACACCGGAAGUGGCCCAGGCGAAGGCGGCUCAUUUAGCGACACAGGCUUACGAAGCAGCCCGGAAUACUUAUGGAAUCCGUCAGUCCGUUCCUCUGUCUUUGUUCCGAUUUUAUCCUGGACCUGGCGCACCUAUUGGUGCCGAUGGAAACGUCGUGGACACGCCUGAGGUCGCCGAGGCCAAGGCUGCCCAUUUCACCGCUCACGCAUUGGAAGCUGCGAAGCAAUUAGGACUUCAUCCUUACGGCGCUCUGGCGUACGCUCCCUUGCCCUACGCUUAUGGUUACGGAUACGCUGCACCCCUCGGGCCAGACGGAAGGGUGGUAGACACACCGGAAGUAGCUGAAGCGAAAGCAGCGCAUCUGGCAGCCCACGCCGCUGCAGCGGCCAAGACCGGAUAAUCGAACUAUAAAAUCGCAAUUUACCCAAUGAAACACAAACAGAAUUAAUCAGAACUGUGCUAUUUUUGUAUUUUGACAAUAAAUCGUUUUCUACACAA